Messenger RNA from Arabis nemorensis, 1563 nucleotides. The record is from the annotation of a GenBank genome assembly. NCBI's taxonomy places the organism in Eukaryota, Viridiplantae, Streptophyta, Magnoliopsida, Brassicales, Brassicaceae.
AUGGCGACUCUUCCUUCUCACAACCUUGUUACUAUCAACCAUAAUAACUUCAUAACCAAUCACUCUUCUUCGUUUAUUAAUCUCCCGGCGAGAAGAUUCCGAUUAGCCACCAGUACAAGAGCUUUGUCGAGAACCGACGAGUCUUCUCUAUCCUCCGUGAUUUCUAGUAUCGAACGGGAAAGGCAAGGAUUGGUGGAAGAAACGGAAGUAAUCUGCGGCGGAGAACGGUGGAUUACGGCGGAGGAUUUUCGUCGGCGGGAUAAAAAAACAGAGGAAGAGAGAAAACUGAGAGACACGUGGAGGAAGAUCCAAGGAGAAGACGACUGGGCCGGGUUAAUGGAUCCGAUGGAUCCAGUUCUUAGAUCGGAGCUUAUCCGUUACGGAGAAAUGGCUCAGGCGUGUUACGACGCUUUCGAUUUCGAUCCUUCUUCCAAAUACACCGGAACCUCCAGAUUCUCCCGCCACGAUUUCUUCGAUUCCUUGGGGAUGAUCGAUUCCGGUUACGAGGUGGCGCUUUACAUCUACGCGACGUCGAACAUCAAUCUCCCAAACUUCUUCUCGAAAUCGAGAUGGUCGAAAGUGUGGAGCAAAAACGCUAAUUGGAUGGGUUACGUGGCGGUCUCCGACGACGAAGCCACGCGUCACCGUCUCGGCCGCCGUGAUAUAGCGAUCGCGUGGAGAGGAACGGUGACGAAGCUCGAGUGGGUCGCGGAUCUAAAGGAUUAUUUGAAACCGGUAUCCGGUAACAACCUCCGGUGCUCCGACCGGGCGGUUAAAGUAGAAUCCGGAUUUCUAGAUCUGUACACAGACAAAGACACGACCUGCAAUUUCUCGAGAUUCUCGGCGCGUGAGCAGAUAUUAGCGGAGGUGAAGCGUCUGGUGGAGAGAUACGGAGACGACGAGGAGGAGGAUCUGAGUAUCACCGUGACGGGACACAGUCUCGGCGGCGCGUUGGCGAUACUGAGCGCGUACGACGUGGCGGAGAUGGGAUUGAAUCGGAGUAAGAGAGGGAAGGUGAUUCCGGUGACGGUGAUGAGUUACGGAGGACCGAGAGUAGGGAACGUGAGGUUUAAAGAGAGGAUGGAGGAGCUGGGAGUGAAGGUGAUGAGGGUGGUGAAUGUUCACGACGUGGUGCCGAAAUCGCCGGGAUUGUUUCUGAACGAGAGUGCGCCGCACGCGCUGAUGAAGAUAGCGGAGGGAUUGCCGUGGUGUUAUUGCCAUGUGGGGGAGGAGCUGGUGCUCGACCACCAGAACUCGCCGUUCCUUAAACCCUCCGUUGAUAUUUCUACCGCUCAUAACCUCGAGGCUAUGCUCCAUCUCCUUGACGGGUAUCAUGGAAAAGGGGAGAGAUUUAUGCUGGCGAGUGGGAGAGAUCCAGCGCUAGUGAACAAAGCAUCGGACUUUCUGAAAGAGCACCAUCAGGUUCCACCGUUUUGGAGACAAGACGCGAACAAAGGAAUGGUUAGGAACAGUGAAGGUCGUUGGACUCAAGCCGAGCGACUCCGUUCCGAGGACCAUCAUUCUCCUGACAUUCACCACCAUCUUUCCCAGCUCUGUCUUUAA